Molecule: messenger RNA, 1764 nt
Organism: Mucor velutinosus
Lineage: Eukaryota; Fungi; Mucoromycota; Mucoromycetes; Mucorales; Mucoraceae
Exons: 4
Coding region: 1-1764 (587 amino acids)
Molecular function (GO): oxidoreductase activity, acting on the aldehyde or oxo group of donors, NAD or NADP as acceptor
Source: RefSeq, a predicted model, not a curated record
AUGGCUAUUGAUAUGACAUUAUCACAGUGGGCCACUGUUGGUUUAGGCGCCUUGGUCAGUUGGCUUCUUCUAAACUGGUUUGCUACUCCUUCUCCCAAGAAGUUUACAGUGAAAGCACCUGAAGCUGCCGACCCCAAGUGGACUGGACAAGUGCUUGAGAAUCCUACUCUUCGUAAUGCUAGUGAUCCUUCAAAUAUUGUGUGCUUUGAUCCUUCUACUGGUUGCCUUAUUGACACUAUUCCCAAUCCUACUCCUAAGGACAUCAAAGAAUUAUAUGAGCGCACUGCAGCAGCCCAAGUAAAGUGGGCUAAAUCCUCCUUUGAACAACGUAAAGCUGUGCUUCGUUCCUUGUUGGCUUUUGUUUUGGAGAAUCAAGAGGCUAUUUGUCAAGCUGAUUGUAGAGAUACCGGAAAAACGAUGAUUGAUGCUUCGUUGGGCGAAGUCAUCACCACCUGUGCCAAGUUGCGUUGGACUAUUGAUAAUGGUGAAUCUGUCUUGGCUGAUGAUUACCGUAGCCCUGGAUUGAUGAUGAUGUACAAGAAUUCCAAGGUCGUGUAUCAACCUUUGGGUGUUGUUGCUGCUUUGGUCAGUUGGAACUACCCCUUCCACAACGCCAUGGGUCCUGUCAUUUCUGCCCUCAUGUCUGGUAAUGGCAUCAUUGUGAAAUGCUCGGAAUAUGUGGCCUGGUCUUCUCGAUACUAUGAAAAGAUCAUUAAGACAUGUCUCUCUGCUAACGGCGUGGAUCCCGAUUUGGUUCAGUUUGUCAGUGGUUUUGCUGAUGUUGGCGAGGAGGUCAUUCGUUGUGGUGUCAAUCAUGUUACUUUUAUUGGUUCCCCUGCUGUUGGUAAGCUCGUUCAACGCAACGCCGCUGAUUACCUUGUCCCCUGUGUCCUUGAAUUGGGUGGUAAAGAUUGUGCCAUCUUGUUGAAGGAUGCUGAUUUGGUGCAAGCUGUUCCUGUCUUGAUGCGUGGUGUUUUCCAAAACUGCGGUCAAAAUUGUAUUGGUAUUGAGCGUAUCAUUGUUGCCUCUGAAAUUUAUGACAAGGUGGUUGAAGAGAUGAACACGCGUAUUGGUAAGCUUCGCCAAGGAUCCAUUCUUGCUGAUGGUGAAGGCGUCGACUGUGGUGCCAUGACCAUGGGUAACCAAUUUGAGAGAUUGGAAGGCCUUGUUCAAGAAGCUGUUUCUCGUGGUGCUCGUCUUCUUCGCGGUGGUAAGCGUUUCCAUCAUCCCAAGCACAAGCAUGGCCAAUACUUUGAACCUACUUUGCUUGUGGAUGUCACCCCUGACAUGGACAUUGCCAACAAUGAGGUCUUUGGCCCCAUCAUGGUGAUUAUGAAGCACAAUGGUCCUGAAGAUGCUGUGCGUGUUGCUAAUCUUUGUCCCUUUGGUCUUGGCUCAUCUGUCUUCUCUGCUGAUAAAGCGCUUGCUGAAAAGAUGUGCUUGCAACUCAAGACGGGUAUGGCUAACGUGAAUGAUUUUGCUGUCAACUAUCUCUGUCAAGGUCUUCCUUUUGGUGGUGUCGGUAUCAGUGGUUAUGGCCGUUUCUCUGGUAUUGAAGGCCUUCGUGGUUUAUGUAACCCCAAGGCUGUCACCACGGAUAGAAUUCCUGGCGUCAAGACCCCUAUUCCUCCCAUCUUGGAUUACCCUGUCAAGAGUGGUGCUAAUGGCUGGACCUUUGUCAAGUCUCUUAACCAUUUGGUUUAUAACCCUGAAGUACCCGCUAAACUUAAGGCUGGCCUUGAUCUUGCCAAAGCAAGCAUGUAA